ACAAGAACAAACUAUAGUAUGUUCAUCGUCGACGACGUCUUACUGCUUCCAUUAUUUAUUUUUAUUAUUUAUAAUAUAUUUUCAGUAUAUGUACUGUAUCUCGAUUUAAAUGUACAUUCAGACUGACUGACUGUAUUUUACCACCAGAGAGCAGUGUUGCUUAGAAAAUGAAUUACCUGCCUUUUUUAACUAGUAGCCUACUGGGUUAGUCGGAUAGUUUGUGUAAAUAAUAAAUCGGCGAACAGAUCUGCUGCCCUACGAUUAAUUUGGAUGCAUCCACGUAAAAUCAAUCCGUCAGGGGACUAUUGGGAUCUUCAUGGCUGCUGUGACCUCAGUGCAGUGUUUUACUGAGAGGUUCUCUCUAACUUGCAAAAAGCCAGUGUCCCACCUGCAGCUGGCCUGCUGUCCUUCUCACUGUGCUGUCCCAUGGCAGGACAAAAAUAUAAGGAUUUAUGAAAACAACAACCUGGAGCCUCCCUUGGAACUCACUGGUCACCAUGGUGAUGUGUCUGCCAUGGCAUUUAGGACGGUGAGAGAUCGUCUCCUCCUCUGUAGUGCUUCUGAAGAUUAUGUUAUUGUCUGGGACAUUGAUCGCUGCUACACACAGAUCAAAGACGGUGGAAUUGCCUCAGGUAGAGUUGUUGGCACAUUGCUCGGCAGGGUGGUGCAUCUGUCACUGUGUCCAUUGAGCGCAAAAGUGGCUGCAUGCUCCGGCUCCAGAGUUUUUCUAUUGAAUGCAGAGAGAGAGGAGGUGCCUGGAGUUUUGAAAGCUCAUCUUGGUCCUGUGACUGCAUCAGAGUUCUGUCCAUGGGAUGUUAAUCUUCUCAUCUCAACAUCAGAAGACAGAACAUUUAAGAUUUGGGAUGUGAAGAGGGGAGAUACACUGUUUGAAUCUGCUGUCCUAUCAGCAUAUCCACUGCUUAGUCUGUUCUUCAUGGAGCAAAACAGUCAGUUCAUCACAGGGUCUGGUGACGGACAGCUUUGGUGCUACACUCUCCCUGUGGACCACAAAUGCCGCUUGGUGACAAAACUGGACCUUUCGAAGCUUGAACAGAAGCAUGAGAGAAACCUCAAAACCAGCUCACCUCAAAAUAGACCAGAUGGAACGACUCGUAAUGAUGUGAGAGGAACAGUGGAGACAGCAAAGCCUGUUCUUAGAAUUUGGGCACAGAAACUGCAGUCCAAUCAUACUAGCCUACAGCAGAGAGGAAGUUGUGUGUGGAUCGGAAGUUUUGAUGGACUAUAUCUGCUUGACCUGGAUACUUCAGAGCUUCUCAUGAAUCUUCCACUCACAGGUGACCUAAGCAUUUCAAUGGCAGGGUCAUGGGCCAUCUCUAAUGAACUUGGUGGCAAUAUGUGUUGUUUGGUGACUUCUCUGUUUGGGACUUCAGUUGCCCUUUUAGAGGUUAAUAGUGCCGUGCUGGACGAGCUCUGCUUUAGGAUGGUGACGGGCCUUUCUGUGAAUGAGCAACUUUCAGCUGUGCCCAGUUCUCCUCUGAUGACUAUGUCCCCUCUGAAUGCUGAGCUGGCAAAACAUGGCCCAAAACCUCAGAGAAAAAUCGGUGUAAGCUGUCAGAAGAGUGUAAACAAUCAGCCUUUGGUUUUUCACACACAAGUGAAGUCAUCAGGAUACAAUACAGCUCCUCAUAGGACCAUGUUUAGACCAAAGACCAAUGUUAAAAAGAAAAGCAAUUCUGCCGUAACAACCAGCACAAAUAUGAAGCGCCUCUUAAGUGAGUAUCCUUCACAUUUUGAAGCACCAUGUAUACCUUAUGCUCAUUUGACAGUUUCCACAACUCCAACCCCUGUCAGCUCUGUACAGUACUCAGGAGAUGGAAAGCAGAUUGUGUGUGGUCUUGGAGAUGGUUCUGUUUUGUUGUACAACUCUUCACUCACCAGCAACCCAGCUGUCUACACAGGGCACAGUAAGGCUGUGAACACUGUAUGCUGGAGUCACAGUAAGCGGUGGUUUUUGAGUACCUCUGAGGACCCCACCCUUUGCAUCUGGACCGCAAAUGCUUCUGAACCUGUUCUGACCAUGGGAGAUGACCGGAUUGCAAACCCUAUCAGAAGUGCACAGUUUUAUUAUCUGGACAAGUUUUUACUGCUGGCGUCAGGAUCAAAUCUAAUUCUGUACCUUUACCAUCUGGACACCAUGAGAGAUGACAUCAAGAGGUAUAAGCAAAGAAGCAAGUCUAAAUUGGCCAGUAAAUUCAGCAUGAAAUCAGGAACUGACAUCACUUCAAUGUCAGCCAUCAAUGACUUCUACUCCUAUAUCGUCUUGGCUGCUGGCGCUGACCGCACCAUCCAGGUGUUUGAUAUGAACCAGGGCUGUAUGGCCACUCAGAUCCCUGAUGCCCACUGUCGAGCUGUCCACCACCUCACCCAGAACAAGGGAUCCCCGUUCUGUACACAGGCCUUGGAAUCGUACAAUCUCUUCCUGAGCAGUGCAAUAACAGAUGGUCUGAAAUUGUGGGACCUGCGCACUGCAAGGUGUGUUCGCCGCUAUGACAGCCAUGUUAACCGCUGUCACCAUUGCACUGCAGCCUUCUCACCCUGCGGUCGCUUCAUAGCUGCUGGCUCAGAGGACCAUUCUGCCUAUAUAUAUGACACACGCAGCAGCAACUUUCUCCAUAAACUCCCGAGACACUCUGAAACAGUCCUGAAUGUGGCUUUCAACCCUGCCAAUCCAGAGCUGUUGACUGGAACACUCGAUGGAAAACUGGCUUUGUUUCAUCCGGCCGAAUCUCUUCUCCCUUAAGUGUGGGAUCUACCCCAAAGGCUCAGUUCUUACCCCAAGUUCACCAAAGCUGCAGACUAAUGAAAGUCUUACAUCAGUCACGUUGAGAUUACUCUGCUGGCGUGCCACCUCUGAGACCUACAUCAUGGAUGGGAUCUGUGAUUUCAUCAUUUCAGCCGCCACUGACAACCUACAGAUGUGACAACAUGCUCACGCCCUCAACCGCGAAGCCAAAGACGCACCCUCAGACAAAAGACCAUUUGAGCUUUACAUAGCAACACGUUCCCAUGCACUGAUACAUAUACUGUACACACACUAUGAAGUAUUAUGCACAAGUUCAUACGUUUAUUUGAUGUGUAAUAUUAUUUGCAGCAAAGUGAUAAUAAAGUAGUAUCUUGAUUGUAAAUCUUCUUUUUAUAAUGGCUUAUUUUGUAUAAGAUGUACUUUGAAUAAAUUGAUUUAUUUUCAAGGUGCUCCCCUUGCUUUGCUUUGAAUGAAGAUGGAUGGGAGGAGAUCAUUUUUAGGUGAGUUUAUGUUUUAGGUUUAUGUUUUUGCAUAAAUGAAAUGCUAUACACCAGAGCCACUUCCCA
This is a messenger RNA of Onychostoma macrolepis, 3330 nucleotides long. RefSeq names its product WD repeat domain 27 (gene wdr27). The record is from RefSeq and is a predicted model, not a curated record. Gene Ontology annotation, molecular function: protein binding. NCBI's taxonomy places the organism in Eukaryota, Metazoa, Chordata, Actinopteri, Cypriniformes, Cyprinidae.